AUGGAAGAAAAGACUGAAUACACUACCUAUACCACUACCACUACCACUACCACUACUACCACUCAUCAAAACAGCUCUGAAAUGAGCGAUUCCAAGACUGAACAUGAAGUCGUUUUGAAUGAGAAGAUCGAUCAAAUGUCCCAUCACUCCGCCUCUGCCCACGGAAAUGCUGCUGCCAUGGAGAAGGGCCAAGAAACCAACGAAGAAUACGAUGAACAUGGUAACCAAAUCAACUUUGUCAUGUCAGAGACUGAAAUCAAGCUGGUUCGCAAACUUGACUUCAUGUAUGUGAUGCCAUACAUUGCUGUCCUCAAUUUCUUGCAGUUUUUCGACAAGUCUGCUCUUAAUUACUCUGCUGUGCUCGGUAUCAGAGAAACUGCCAGCUUGGAUUUGAAGCAAUUCAGUUGGUUGGGCUCUAUCUUCUAUCUUGGUUAUCUCCUCUUCCAAGGUCCUAGUAUGAUCUUGAUCCAAAAGAUGAGAUUGAGAAUGUACAUUGGCACUGUCAUUAUUCUUUGGGGUGUCGUUUUGCUCUUGACUUUCUUGGGCCACAACUUUUCUCAACUAGCUGCUCUUCGUUUCUUGCUUGGUUUCUUUGAAGGCGGUAUCUAUCCUUGUUGUAUUAUGCUCAUCAGUUCUCUUUACCGUCGUAAGGAACAAGCUGGCCGUAUUGGUGUCGUCUACAUUUGCAAUGGUAUCGCUCUGUCUUUUGGUGGUCUCAUCGGUUACGGUAUCGGUAACAUGGACGGUGCCGGUGGUUUGCGUGCCUGGCAAUGGAUCAUGAUCAUUCUCGGUGCAAUUACUAUCCUCUUUGGUAUCGUUUCAUUCUUAUUUAUGGUUGAUAACCCAAAGUCCAAGGUUCUCUGUUUGAGCUCUGAGGAGGAGAAGAUUGUUGAUGCCCGUAUGCGUGACAAUGCUGUCGUCCGUAGUAAAGAAAUCAAAAUGAGCCAUAUCUAUGAGUCUCUCAAGGAACCUCGUUUCUACAUUUUCUGUCUUUGCUCCAUGCUCAUCAACUUCCAAAACAGUGUUCUCAACACAUAUAGUUCUCUGAUCACCAAAGGUUUUGGUUUCACUAGUUUGAAUGCUAUUCUCUUGACCAUUCCAUCAGGUGUUACUGAUUGUCUCUUCAUUGUCAUUGCUGUUUGGUAUAAUCGUCGUUAUGGCAACACUCUUUAUGGUGCCUGUGCCUUCUUGUUCGUUGCCAUCAUUGGUAUCUUGUUGUUGGUUGUCAUUCCUGUUGCCAAGGCAAAGCUCUUGGGUCUCUAUUUGACUUGGGCCUACGCUGCUGGUUAUGUUUUGCUUCUUGUCUCUGUCGCUAACAAUGUUGCUGGUUAUACCAAGAAGAUCUUUUACAGUAGUUCCAUCAUGGUCUUUUACACGUUUGGUAAUUUUAUUGGGCCCUUUUUUAUGGUCGAAAGUCAAGCACCUUUGUUCGUUGGAGGUAUGGUUGGUUGUAUGGUUGCCAAUGCAGCCACCAUUGUCUUGUUCAUCUAUGCUCGUUGGGACAUGGCCAGAGAAAAUCGCAAGCGUAUGGCCAAUCAUGUUGAGAUGGAGGUUACACCUGAUAUGACUGAUGUCGAAAACAGAAACUUUAUUUAUCGUCUUUAA
Mucor velutinosus is the source of this 1605-nucleotide messenger RNA. RefSeq names its product Palmitoylated plasma membrane-bound casein kinase. Gene Ontology annotation, molecular function: transmembrane transporter activity. Bases 1 to 1605 code for a protein of 534 amino acids. The record is from RefSeq and is a predicted model, not a curated record. The transcript is spliced from 4 exons. NCBI's taxonomy places the organism in Eukaryota, Fungi, Mucoromycota, Mucoromycetes, Mucorales, Mucoraceae. Gene Ontology annotation, cellular component: membrane. Gene Ontology annotation, biological process: transmembrane transport.